Messenger RNA from Erpetoichthys calabaricus (reedfish), 1924 nucleotides. RefSeq names its product core histone macro-H2A.2. Gene Ontology annotation, molecular function: structural constituent of chromatin; DNA binding; protein heterodimerization activity. The coding region runs from base 284 to 1411 and encodes 375 amino acids. The record is from RefSeq and is a predicted model, not a curated record. Lineage: Eukaryota; Metazoa; Chordata; Cladistia; Polypteriformes; Polypteridae. Gene Ontology annotation, biological process: nucleosome assembly. Gene Ontology annotation, cellular component: nucleosome. The transcript has 9 exons.
CCCUCCUAGAGGGCGUCAUCUUUUCUACUAUUAGUUUUCUCCUUUCCCUACAAGCUAUAGGAGGACGGUUCUUUGCUAGGAAAGGAAAUAUAUGUUAAUGGUCGUUUUAUUUUUAAGGGAAGCGGUGUACACCAGUGAAAGAUAGUCGCGUUAUAAAUUAGGAUUUCAAGGGAGAACACCGUGAUCGCCUAUGACCCACUAGCAGAGAAAAGAAAGCUAUUUUUGGCCUGUGACAGAAAAAAAAACUUCAUUCUUUGGAAAAGAAGACUGAAAGUAAAAAAGAAUGUCGGCAAGAGGGGGAAAGAAGAAAAGCACCAAACAGUCCCGAUCUGCCAGGGCAGGGGUGAUCUUUCCUGUAGGAAGAAUGCUUAGGUACCUACGUCGGGACACACACAAAUACCGCAUUGGCACAGGAGCACCUGUCUACCUUGCUGCCGUCAUAGAAUAUUUAGCAGCUGAAAUACUGGAGUUGGCAGGUAAUGCAGCAAGAGAUAAUAAAAAAGGCAGAAUCACACCACGCCAUAUCCUGCUUGCUGUUGCCAAUGAUGAGGAACUAAACCAGCUGUUGAAAGGUGUCACCAUUGCAAGUGGAGGUGUGCUUCCAAGAAUUCACCCGGAGUUACUGGCUAAGAAGCGUGGAGCCCGAGGCAAGGCGGAUGCCCAAUCUCCACCAGAGAAAAAAGCAAAGAAAACAGCUUCAGCCAAUAAAUCUACAAAGAAACCUUCAGCCAAAAAGAUGGGAAAGGGCAAAGUCCUAAGAAAAGUAAGGGACAAGCAUGCAGAAAACAGCAAAGAUGGUGCAUCCAGUUCCAACUUGGAGGAUGGUCCUGGAGAUGGUUUCACUAUUCUUUCUUCAAAGAGUCUUUUCCUUGGACAAAAGCUGUCUCUGACACAGAGUGAAAUUAGCAAUAUAGGUUCCAUUAAAGUAGAAGGAAUCAUUAACCCAACAAAUGCAGAUAUUGAUCUCAAAGAGGAUGUCGGAAAUGCACUGGAGAAAGCUGGUGGCAAAGAAUUUCUAGAAGCAAUCAGAGACUUGCGCAAGUCUCAUGGACCUCUGGAGGUUGCAGGGGCUGCUUUAAGUCAGGCAAAUGGACUGGCUGCAAAAUUUGUGAUUCACUGCAAUAUUCCUCAGUGGGGUUCAGACAGGUGUGAAGAACAACUGGAAAAAACGGUCAAAAACUGUCUGUCAGCUGCUGAGGAGAAGAAACUCAAAUCCAUUGCUUUUCCCUCAUUCCCUAGUGGCAGAAAUGGUUUCCCUAAGCAGACAGCAGCACAGCUGAUCUUAAAAGCAAUCUCUAGUCACUUUGUGUCCUCGACAUCUUCCUCCCUGAAGAACAUCUACUUUGUUUUGUUUGACAGCGAGAGUAUUGGAAUCUAUGUACAGGAAAUGGCAAAGCUAGACACCAAGUGAAGCAGUUCAGUAUGAAUUUGUGUGUUUUUGUUUUUAAAGUAAAAUCAUCAAGAUUUAACUGAAUGAUCACAAUUGAAGAGGAUUGAUUUGUGUAGAAGAUUCACCAUAAUGUGUGGCUUUUUUUAAAAGUUGGUAGCUUUUGUCAGGAAAGGUAUGUUUGAUGUGUGAAUGUACUUGUAUGCCUUUUGAUUACUAUGAACUGUUUUAUAGUCUCUGAGAAAAGAGAGUCAAAGUUCAUUUGGAUUUUAAAUUCAACAUUGUAUUUUUUUCCUUCAGCAAGAAUUUUAGCAAAGGAAGCGUAUGUUACCUAAUACAAGAAAACCCUGGAAAUUUUUAUUUUGUUUAUUUUGGUUUUACAAUUUAUUACAUUCCAUGUACAAAGAAAAAGUCUAAAAGAAGUCUGUUUUAUCUGUUUUAUCCCCAAAAAUAUUCUUAGUAGUUUCUGAUACCAUUAGUUUACUAAAAAAAAGUGUGUCUUACAUUCUGCUCUGAAAUAAAAACAGAUGUUUGGCA